Messenger RNA from Macroventuria anomochaeta, 510 nucleotides. RefSeq lists its product as uncharacterized. The coding region runs from base 1 to 510 and encodes 169 amino acids. The record is from RefSeq and is a predicted model, not a curated record. Lineage: Eukaryota; Fungi; Ascomycota; Dothideomycetes; Pleosporales; Didymellaceae. The transcript has 2 exons.
AUGCACAUCUGCACCAUCCCCUACGCAGACGUAGCCGCCAACUACGAAGAAGUCAAAAACUUGCGAGAUACAUCGCACCCAACCUCGCGCUCCCAACGCUUCAUACCGCACACCACACACCGCCUGGACAUCCUUCCCGCCGUCCCCGAAUCAUCUACCUUCACGCACGACCAGAACAUGCGUGAGAGCAAUGUGGGUCAAAUUUCGAUAUUUUGGUACGAGGACCUGACGCGGUGCUACGCUGCAUGGGUCGCCACCAACCGCUUUCCUCCAGAUCUCGUCACCGAAACCGUCAAGGCAUGGCAGUCCACACGCCGUGGGAAGGCUUUGCCCCCCCUCCUCAAUGGAGAGAAGAAGUGGUUCAUCCGCCUUUCGCAAAUGUCGUCCAAGGACUCGCCCGUCGGCGGCAAAGAGCCCCCGACGUCGUUACCAAGAUCUGCAGCAGUAUGCGCGCCUGGGAUUGUUUGCAAAACGAAAAGCAAGACGCAGCGACCGAGGAAAGAGAGAUGA